Podospora anserina S mat+ is the source of this 786-nucleotide messenger RNA. RefSeq lists its product as uncharacterized. The record is from RefSeq and is a predicted model, not a curated record. Lineage: Eukaryota; Fungi; Ascomycota; Sordariomycetes; Sordariales; Podosporaceae. The transcript has a single exon. Bases 1 to 786 code for a protein of 261 amino acids.
AUGGACUCCCAAGCCACAAACAUCUUUCGCAAAUUCGGCACCAAGAAGAAGCGCGACUCGAUGCCUCUUCCAACGAAACGGAUAAUCCUACCCAAACGCACGGAAACUCGCGAAACGGCACAUACCGUCGCAAAAGCCGACCCAGGACCACUACUCCCAGCCAGUACAUCUCUCGACCUCGACCGUGCCCUCCCACCACUCCACGACCCCCCCAGCUCCCAACCCCAACCCCAACCCCAAACCCCAACAGCAGAAAUCACCCUCUCCGAACCCUGGGUCUCCUCCCAUCACCACCACCACCACCGCCGGGCACACUCAACCUCGACCCGCAACGGCACCCCCACCCCCUCGCCAUGGGAAGAAGCAGAGAUGAACCGCCUGAAAGCCAGCCAUGAAGAACAAAUCCGGGACCUGAAGAUGAAGCUGGGGAUGGAACUGGAGGACACGCGCCGCGACAUGGCCAGACGAACGCACCAGCUGGUUGAACUCACCCGUCUGCACGACCGUGACAAGGAGGCGGUCGAGCGGGUCAUGGAGCUGGAGAAGGAGGGGGAGAAGGUGAGGGAGGAGUUGAACAAUCUCAAGAACAACGCCAAGCAGAACUUUCAGAUUGCCGAGGAGUGGAAGAAGGCGCAUGAUGACUUGACGAGGGAGAAGGAGAGGCUGGCGGAGGAGUUGAAAGAGGGGAGGGGGCAGUUGGAGAGUUCUGAGAAACAGGUUGCCAAGCUGGAGGGGGAGAGGGGGAAGUUGACAAAGCUGCUGCAAGAGUCCGAGACGGAUGGCUAG